This is a messenger RNA of Rhododendron vialii, 1797 nucleotides long. RefSeq names its product glucan endo-1,3-beta-glucosidase 14. The transcript is spliced from 3 exons. Gene Ontology annotation, molecular function: hydrolase activity, hydrolyzing O-glycosyl compounds. Gene Ontology annotation, cellular component: plasma membrane. Bases 107 to 1528 code for a protein of 473 amino acids. The record is from RefSeq and is a predicted model, not a curated record. NCBI's taxonomy places the organism in Eukaryota, Viridiplantae, Streptophyta, Magnoliopsida, Ericales, Ericaceae. Gene Ontology annotation, biological process: carbohydrate metabolic process.
AUUUCCCCUCACUCUCCACCACACUCUCCAGUAGCAAACCAAACCCCGGAAAAAAACACAACUGGUCCAACUCUCUCUCUCAUAUGCUCUGUUCCUGAACCAGAGCAUGGAGCGUCUCACAUUUCCCUUCCUCUUCCUAGUCCUUUCCAUUCUCUCACCAUCAGAUGGUGGCUCAAUCGGGGUGAAUUACGGCCGCAUCGCCAACAACCUCCCAUCCGCCGUCAAAGUAGUCCAACUCCUCAAAUCCCAGAACAUCAACCGGGUCAAACUCUACGACUCCGACCCCGCCGUCCUCAAAUCCCUCGCUGGCUCCGGCAUCAGAGUCACCGUCGACCUUCCCAACCAGCUCCUCCCCUCCGCCGCCAAAACCCCCUCCUUCGCCCUCCAAUGGGUCCGACAGAAUGUCGCCGCCUACCACCCCUCCACCCAAAUCGAGUCCAUCGCCGUCGGAAACGAGGUCUUCGUCGACCCGAGCAACACCACCCGGUUCCUCGUGCCCGCCAUGAAGAACAUCCACCAAGCACUAGUCAAAUUCCAUCUCCACUCCACCAUCAAAGUCUCCUCCCCCAUCGCACUGUCAGCCCUCCAGAGCUCCUACCCGUCCUCCGCCGGGUCCUUCCGACCCGAGUUAAUCGAACCCGUCUUCAAGCCCAUGCUCGACUUCCUCCGCCAAACCGGGUCAUACCUCAUGGUCAAUGCAUACCCUUUUUUCGCUUACGAGUCCAAUGCCAAUGACAUCCCGCUAGACUACGCUCUUUUUCGAGAAAACCCGGGCGUGGUGGACGCCGGGAACGGGCUGCGCUACUUCAACCUCUUCGACGCACAAAUUGACGCCGUUUUCGCGGCAAUGUCGGCUCUAAAAUACGACGAUUUGGAGAUGGUGGUGACUGAAACGGGUUGGCCUUCGAAGGGAGACGAGAACGAAGUCGGAGCGAGCUUAGACAACGCCGCAGCGUAUAACGGGAACCUGGUGCGCAGGAUACUCACCGGGGGUGGGACCCCGUUGAGGCCCAAGGCGGAUCUGACCGUUUAUCUCUUCGCUCUGUUCAACGAGAACAAAAAGAACGGGCCCACGUCGGAGAGAAAUUACGGCUUGUUUUACCCGAGCGAGGAGAAGGUUUACGACGUUCCGUUUACGGUGGAGGAGUUGAAGGGGUACAGGGACAAGAGGAAGUCUUCUUCUUCACCGGUGGCCGGCGGCGGCAGGCUGUCGACGCCGGUGAGCGGGAACGUGUCACCGAGCGUUGCGGGGCAGACGUGGUGCGUGGCGAGCGGGGAGGCGGGGAAGGCUAAGCUGCAGCCGGCGCUGGACUUCGCGUGCGGGGAGGGAGGGGCGGAUUGCCAUCCGAUACAGCCGGGGUCCACGUGUUACGAUCCGAACACGCUCGAGGCGCACGCGUCGUACGCGUUCAACAGUUACUACCAGAAGAAGGGGCGGGCGAUCGGGACGUGUUACUUCGGCGGGACGGCGUACGUGGUCAGCCAGCCACCGAAGUAUGGGACCUGUGAUUUCCCAACAGGGUACUGAAGAAUAAAGAAAAGAGAGAGAGAGAGAGAGAGAGAGAGCGAGGGGGGUGUGGGGGUUGAACUGUAUUGGGGGUGUAGAAAGUGAUAGGAGCUCUUGUAUUAAUGGCAGUACCUGUAGCCUCUUCGGACAGUCCAAGUUUUGGUUUCCAAUGUGUAUUUACUUUUGAGUAGUUGAAGUAGUUAGUUGGAGAAAACACUUGGACCACUAUAAUUAGCUUUGUCUAUAAACCUUAUCCUAAUUUAUUAGGAGUACAUUUUCCUGCUUGUCCA